Messenger RNA from Coturnix japonica (Japanese quail), 1940 nucleotides. NCBI's taxonomy places the organism in Eukaryota, Metazoa, Chordata, Aves, Galliformes, Phasianidae. The record is from RefSeq and is a predicted model, not a curated record.
GGGUGGGGCGAUGUGGGGUGAUAUGGGGCAACGGAGCAUCGUGCGGGGUUACAAUGGCGGAUCAAUGGCUGAGCAAUGGCCGCCAAUGGAGGAUCAAUGGUGGCCAAUAGCGGAUCAAUGGCGAAUCAAUGGCCGCCAAUGGCAAAUCAAUGGCGGCCAAUGGCAGAUCAAUAGCGGAUCAAUGGCCACCAAUACCGGAUCAAUAGCCACCAAUGGCGGAUCAAUGGCGGCCAAUAGCGGAUCAAUGGCUGAUCAAUGUCGGCCAAUGUGGGCCCGUAGCGGCGCCCUGUCGGUGCAGCAGCGCGCUCUGCUGGCGGCCAGGCCGCACUAGGCCGCACUAGGCCGCACUAGGCCGCGCGGUACCGGGUGCUGUCCGCCCGGUGCCCAGCGGUGUCACAGCCCCACCGGCUCCAUGUCGGGCCCCGCUUUGGGCACAGCGGGCAGUUACCGCCCGGCACGGACCUCACCAGGGCGGCGGCUCCGCCCGGACACGCGGAGGAACCGCUCACGUUCCGGCCUCCAUUCCAAGAUGGCGUCCCCCUGUCCCAGCGCCACUUCCGCCUUCCCUCACGUGACCGCAGCGCUUCCGCUUCCUGUCACGUGCCCCGCCGCCAAGAUGGCGCUGUGCAGGGUGGGCCGCUGCGGGGCUUUGCGGCCUAGUGGGCCCGCGCCGCCCGUCCUGAAGGCCUUGAGGCCGCCCCCGCUGCUCCCCGUUCCCAUCAGGGCCGUUUCCCGUUGGGCUCUCGGUGCCCGUUGGCUCCGCAGUCGUUAUGAACGUUUCCUGCAGCGCAGCUUCCCCCGUAUCUACACCCUGCACUGCACCUUCACUGCAGGGCUGGAGGCGCUGCUGGCCGAUGCCCGGGAGGUGCGGAGGAUCCGACAGACGAUGGCCAAGAAGGGGCUGAGCAGCUCCCAGCUGAACUACAGGGACAUGGAGCGGCUGCGGCAGUUCCGCAGGGAUGUCCUGCAGGCCGUCCCCGUUGCUCUCAUCGCCAUCCCGCCCUUCGCCAACUUCCUGGUGCUGCUGCUGAUACCCCAUCCCAUCCCAUCCCAUCCCAUUGUAUCCCCCCCCUCACUCCCUGCUGUCCCACAGCGGGCUCUGAGCCGUGUCCUGUUCCUGACUCCUCUCCUUCCCACCAUCCUGGUGCGGCGCCGUCUGCUCUCCCACCUGCUGGAGAUCCGGCACCUGGACCGGGCCCUGGCCCAGCUCGGCCUGGCCCAGCUCAGUGAGGAGGAGCUACGAGCGGCGUGUUACCUGCGGGGGCUGAACCCCGCACGGCUGAGCACGGCGCAGUGCAGAGCGUGGCUGGAGCAGUGGCUGGGGCUGUCCUGUGUGCUGCAAGCCUCUGAGUCGUCCCUGCUGGCCAACAGCAUGGUGCUGCUGACCCUCAACUACACGGGAGCGGAGCAGCGCUGACCCCUCCAUUCUGUGCUCUGUGCCCCCCACCCGGGGGGGGUCUGCAGGUCAGGAGGCACCAAGGGGUGGGGAGUGCAAACCCUGCAUCCCAACAUCAGGGCGCUGCCGCUGCAGCUCUGUGUAUGUAUAUAUGGGGGGAACGGGAGUCCCCCGACCCUACAACCCCCCGCAGGAUUCAGCUCAGCUCUGAUGGUUGGGGUGGGGAGGGGUCCCUGUGCUCUGAUCUAUGGGGUCACCCCUUCCCCGUGCCCCACUGCAGUGGGGGGACCUACAAAUGUCCCCAUGUAGGAUGCAGAGCCCACUGGGUGCUGAUGGCUGCUGGUGUCAUUGGGGUCUGCAUUGGGGUCAUUGAGUUCAGUGUUGGGGUCAUUGAGUUCAGUGUUGGGGUACCUGAGUUCAGCUUUAGGGUCAUUGAGUUCAGCUUUGAGGUCAUUGGGUUUUGCAUUGGGGUCACUGAGUUCUGUAUUGGCCCAGUUGACUUUUGCUGUGUUGCCAUUCACUUGGUGCUGUUCAGUUCUGCCCC